Messenger RNA from Thyridium curvatum, 1977 nucleotides. RefSeq lists its product as uncharacterized. The record is from RefSeq and is a predicted model, not a curated record. Bases 1 to 1977 code for a protein of 658 amino acids. NCBI's taxonomy places the organism in Eukaryota, Fungi, Ascomycota, Sordariomycetes, Thyridiales, Thyridiaceae. Gene Ontology annotation, cellular component: membrane. The transcript has 4 exons. Gene Ontology annotation, molecular function: nucleoside transmembrane transporter activity; symporter activity. Gene Ontology annotation, biological process: nucleoside transmembrane transport.
AUGCCAUCGCACAGUGACAAGCAGGAGCCGGCGGUCUCGCCGAUCGAGUCGCCUGUCCAUACGCCGCUAUCUGGGCAUAAUGCCUCUCCCCAGAUCGGCGUCGAGCGCAAUCCCGACCUUGCUCUCGACUACGCCCACGAGCACACUCACCCACACCUUCACCAUGGCGAGACAGCCGCCAGGGAGGCGGACAAGGAGCACGAGAUAAUGUACUCGACGGGAACCACUGGCCGUCAGGGCGGCACCGAUCUGUUGGACGGUCCGACAAAGGCGCCGCACAGCCAGACCACGGGAGCAAACCAAUUGGCCGAGGAAAAGGACGUGGAGAACUCGUUGAGCAACGAGGAGAACGGCAAUGUCGGUUCUAUCCGCCGCCGCAAGGGCGAACAGGAAUCGUGGCUGCGGUAUAUCUACCGUCGCUAUCGACCGUUCUUCCAUGCUUUCAUCUGGAGUGUGUGGACCGCCUGGUGGAUCUUCGGUCUAGUCUACCACCGCAGUGACAAUUACGGCUGGCUGAAGCCGUUCCUGCUGUGGCUCGCCAUCACGCUCCGCAUCAUUACCCUCUGGGUCCCGGUGUCGUAUGUCAUGCGGCCCGUGAAGUUCAUCUGGAAGAGCACCGCGACCCGGGUCCAUGAUAAGAUUCCCUCAAAGUUCCGCCAGCCGCUGGCCGCCGUCGUCACGCUCGCCGUCUUCCUCAUCGGGUCCUUUGUCCCCGAGGAGACCGGUGACAACACGCGCGCGAACCGGGCCAUCUCCAUCUUCGGCCUGCUGGUCAUGAUCUUCCUGCUCUGGCUCACGUCCCGCGACCGGAGGAAGAUCGCCUGGCACACCGUCAUCGGCGGCAUGCUAACACAGUUCAUCAUCGCCGUAUUCGUCCUGCGCACCAAGGCCGGCUUCGACAUCUUCGACUUCAUCUCCUUCCUGGCGCGCACCCUGCUGGGCUUCGCCAACGAGGGCACCGUCUUCCUGACCAACGAGGACGUGCCGAAGCUGGGCUUUUUCCUGACCGGCGUGGUGCCGCCCAUCAUCUUCUUCGUCGCGCUCGUCCAGCUGCUCUACCACACGGGCCUGCUGCAGUGGUUCGUCGGCAAGUUCGCCGUCUUCUUCUUCUGGGCGCUCCGCGUCUCGGGUGCCGAGGCCGUCGUCGCGGCUGCCACCCCGUUCAUCGGCCAGGGCGAGUCGGCCAUGUUGAUCCGGCCCUUCGUGCCUCAUCUCACCCGUGCCGAGCUGCAUCAGAUCAUGACCUGCGGUUUCGCGACCAUUGCGGGCUCCGUGCUUGUGUUCUACAUCUCCCUGGGCCUCAAUGCGCAGGCCCUCGUUUCCUCCUGCAUCAUGUCCAUUCCGGCCUCGCUCGCUGUAUCCAAGAUGCGCUACCCCGAGACGGAAGAGACGCUGACCUCGGGAAGAGUCGUUAUCCCGGACGACCAGGAGCACGAGGCUGUCAACGGUCUCCACGCCUUUGCGAACGGUGCCUGGUUGGGUAUCAAGAUCGCCGGCAUGAUCAUCGCCACGCUUCUGUGCAUUAUCGCCUUUGUCGGGAUGGUCAACGCCUUCCUGACCUGGUGGGGACAUUACUGGAACAUUAACAACCCGGUAUUGACCAUCCAGUUCGUCCUAGGAUACAUUCUGUACCCGGUGGCGUGGUUGCUCGGCGUCCCUAAGCAAGAUCUCCACCCCGUGGGCGAGCUGAUCGCCGAGAAGAUCAUCAUUAAUGAGUACGCCGCCUUCAAGAAGCUCACUACGCUUGAGCCUUUCAAGAGCAUGGCUCCGCGCUCGCGAAUCAUUGCCACCUAUGCAGUUUGCGGCUUCGGAAACAUCGGCUCGCUGGGCACUCAGAUCGGAGUGUUGUCGCAGAUUGCCCCGGGGCGUGCCGGUGAUGUGUCUCGUCUCGCGCUUUCGGCUUUGUUCUGCGGUGUUUUGUCGACCCUCACCUCUGCCAGUAUCGCUGGCAUGCUUUUCACCGACCACAUGCUGUAA